This is a messenger RNA of Rattus rattus (black rat), 512 nucleotides long. Its product is annotated as resistin-like beta. The transcript is spliced from 4 exons. Gene Ontology annotation, cellular component: extracellular region. The record is from RefSeq and is a predicted model, not a curated record. Gene Ontology annotation, molecular function: hormone activity. The coding region runs from base 58 to 375 and encodes 105 amino acids. NCBI's taxonomy places the organism in Eukaryota, Metazoa, Chordata, Mammalia, Rodentia, Muridae.
GAAGACCUCAAAAACAUUUCCUGAGCUUUCUGCUCCAGGAGGCUGACUUUCUACAGCAUGAAGCCUACACUGUGUUUCCUUGUCAUCCUCAUCUCCCUUCUCUCACUGAUGGUCCCAGGGAACACGCAGUGCUCCUUUGAGUCUUUGGUGGAUCAGAAGAUCAAGGAAGCUUUCAGUCAACGAGAGACUAAGAAGCUCUCCUGCACUAGUAUCACGGCUUCUGGCAGACUGGCUUCCUGUCCUGUUGGGAUGGUUGUCACUGGUUGUGCUUGUGGCUAUGCCUGUGGAUCUUGGGAUAUCCGGGAUGGAACUACUUGCCACUGCCAGUGCGCAGUCAUGGAUUGGGUCACUGCCCGCUGCUGCCAAAUGGUUUAAGAAUAAGGAAGCCGAGAAUCCAGUUUUAAAAUGAUAAGCAUCAUGAAACCAUGAUCUUGACCAGGAAACCCGACUCAUUGUCUUCAUAAUGUAUCCAUAUUACUAAAUAAUUGUUCUUGAAUAAAGACAGAUCUGCA